AUCAUUCAAUAUAUUGCACCUGGGCAAGAAAACAAAAUUAUGGCAGACUUAAGUGAGAAAUAUAUGUAUCUCAAUGAUGACAAUCAGACAACACAUGAUGAUAUGACCAAAGCACUCAUACAAGCAUAUUUGGACCAAAAUAACAGUCAAACUCAAAUUCAAAUUCUUUCCUUGUUUGUUCAAAAAUUUACCAAACAGAAGCUAAUUGAAUUAAUUCCAGGACUUACUAUGUCAAAAAUUGACAGAGCUAGGAAACAUGCUAAUUUGGAAAAACCUGGACAAAUGAUAAAUUCUCCUAGGAUAUACAGAAUGCGAUUAAGUCAUCCUCAACUCAUGCAUUUCAUUGAGUUUAUUUCUAGCCCAUCUUACCAUCAAGCAGUUGGAUAUGGAUCAAAAACUCUUCAGCUUUCAUCUGGUGUUGAAAUGAAAAUUCCGAAGGUAGUUCGAAGCAUUAUUUCAUCAAGACUCAUAAAGGCAUACAUGGCUUACUGUAAAGACCAAGAUUAUGAUACAUUUUCAAGAUCAACAUUAUAUAACAUUCUUAAUGUCUGUAUUGCAUCUCAGAAAAAAAAUCUACAUGGCUUAGACAACACCACAGCUGAUGGUAUGAAAGCAAUGGACACAUUGACUGAUAUCAUCAAGAAAUUACAGUUGUUUGGACUAGAAGAGGAAAAAGUGGAAAAACUUAAAAAUAUCUUUGCAUGUGCCAACCAACAUUUAAAAUUUGAAAUAAAGGGUCAUCUAGCCACAUCUUCAACUUGUUUAGAUCACUGUACCACAUUUAGCCUCAGUGACUCAAAAUCCACUCAAUUUCGUUCAACUUGUGCUCAUGAACAUUCAGAAGGUUGUACCAAGUGCAGUAUUAUAGAUAAGUCACUACUAGAAUUAUCAGAUACAUUCCAAAACAUGAAUUCCAUCCCGGCAGAAAUAGUAGAUGAAAUAGAUCAUGACUUAUCACGAGCACAAGAGCAGAUAUUGACAUGGAAGGCACAUUGUGUCAGAACAGUUCACCAAGAUCAAGCUAAACAAACAGUGCUUAGUCAUUUAAAACCUCAUCAGGCCCUUAUAGUAAUGGACUGGGCUAUGAAGUUUUUACCUGUGAGACACAGAGAAGCCCAAAGUGACUUUUUUGGUAAAAAGGGAGUAAGCUGGCAUGUUUCGUCGGUUGUCACACUUGAUAUUGAGGCUGAACCUGAAUUUAAGACGAACUUUAAUGUACACACUCUUGUGCACAUUCUUGAGUUGGGCAAUCAAGGAUGGUUUUCUGUAGCUCACAUAAUAACUGACCUGCUACAGAAAUUACCACUUAUAUUACCUUUGGUAACUGAAAUCUUUCUAAAGAGCGACAACGCUGGAUGUUACCAUUGUGUGCCAUUGAUUUCUUACAUCCAAAAUAUCAAUGUAAAUGGAGGCUUGCCAGUUAAAAUUCUGCAAUACAACUUUAGUGAAGCACAGUCUGGCAAAGAUAUAUGUGAUGCCAAAACAUCUCACUGCAAGAUGCAUAUAUUGAGGUACUCUGGUGAGGGACAUGAUGUUUUGUCUGCAGAAGAUAUGUCAACUGCCUUAAACUCAAAUGGAGGUGUUAAAGGGGUUUUCAAUGCUGUGGUUGCAAUUGAUCAGAAUCAUCAGACCAAGACAAAAACCAAAAUACCCAACAUUAGUGCAAUGAACAAUUUUGAGUUCGACAGUGAAGGUGUUAAAGUGAGGCGUGCCUAUGGAAUAGGAAAUGGCAAUUUCAUACCAAACCUUCAGUUUAAGGACAACAAACUCAUGGAAGGUUUUCAGGUAAUUAUUCCAUUUUCAAAUUUUGUUGCGGACCAUCAUGGGAGAGUUGUUCUUGCAAGGAAUAAUAUUGAUGUUGAACAUGAAAAUAUGGGCAAUGAUAAUGACACUGAAAAUAAUGGUAAUGAGAAUGUCACUGAAACUGUGGAGAAUGAGAUGGAAGAAGAUGUGAGUAAUGAUGGUUUAUUUGCGUGUCCAGAUCAAAGUUGCACCAAGGUGUUUACAAAACCUCAUUUCCUAGAAGCACAUAUAGUAAUUGGAAAUCAUGUGUAUUCAACUAGUGAGAAUAGUUACGAUUCUGUCAAAUUGAUUUGGGCACAACAAUGUGAGGCAGUUGACAGAGAACACAAAGUUCUCAUACAAUCGGUUUCUUCAAUCAAUAUGAAUGUCAAUGAAGGAUGGGCUCUGAAACUAAACAAACCUUUUAAAAGAUUCACCAAAAAGGUAAAAGACUUUCUCUUUGAUAUAUAUGUAAAGUGUGAAAGAUCAGGGAGAAGACCAAAUUUUGAUACAUUAGCAACUGAACUCAAGACAACAAGACAUGAGAAUGAUGGCACCAAAAUGUUCACACGGGAAGAAUGGCUAUCAUCAUCACAAAUACGCAGUCUUUUUGCUAAUUUUGUCAGACUUGGUGCUGAAACUUCUUUAAAAUCAGAAGAUACUGCUGUGAUAGAAAAUGUUUUAGAGGAAAUCGAUUCACUUGAAUAUCACAACAAUAUGACAGAAUUGGCAACCGAUGUUGUGCAGCAGUUUCUGUAG
Mytilus trossulus (common blue mussel) is the source of this 2541-nucleotide messenger RNA. RefSeq lists its product as uncharacterized. Lineage: Eukaryota; Metazoa; Mollusca; Bivalvia; Mytilida; Mytilidae. Bases 40 to 2541 code for a protein of 833 amino acids. The transcript has 3 exons. The record is from RefSeq and is a predicted model, not a curated record.